Messenger RNA from Hyla sarda, 701 nucleotides. RefSeq lists its product as uncharacterized. Lineage: Eukaryota; Metazoa; Chordata; Amphibia; Anura; Hylidae. The transcript is spliced from 2 exons. The record is from RefSeq and is a predicted model, not a curated record. The coding region runs from base 72 to 701 and encodes 209 amino acids.
AAAUCCAGAGCCUUGUAUUUUGUUUUCCUCACUUGAUAUGCAAUAGAUAAUUCAUUAAAUAUUGCACAAACAUGUGUCCAAUUGUUUGUAAUUUUAUCUUUGUAGAGGAAACUGUCACUAAAAGAUGGCGGUCCCUGCGUGAUCGGUUCCGUAAGGAAUAUAACAAGCGUGUAGCUAGUGGGAGUGGAGCACCAACGGCCGCUAAUUACAAAUAUUUCCAGCAGCUGAUGUUUCUCGUCCCGUCCAGAGAGCUCAGACAAACAGAGAGCAACAUGGAUUUUGUGUCCGAGGAAGAGAGUUUGCCAGACACACAAGAAACCCAUGAUGAACAGGGCACACAAACCACUACCGAUGAGGGCCACUUAACUCCUGAGGAACAAGAACCAUCCCUCAUUUUGGAAGAAAAUGAGCCCAUGCCACUACCAGUGUUGUUGGAUUCAACAGAUGUAGGGGAAGACGGUGAGGUUGCAGGGCACAGUGAAAGCCAAGUCCCCAGGGCAACAUCCUCUAUUGUGCGUGUUACUUUACCUGCAACAAGAAGGCCAUACCAACGCACAAGUAUGCGUCGCAGACUCCAUCCUGAUCAGGAGUUAAAUAAUGAAAUCAUAUCUCUGGUACACCGUCAGCGGACGGAGGAGGAUAGUGAUGCAUUUGGUAGGGCGCUAGCACAGAGAUUGCGGGUAAUGGAUUUAACUACUUGA